Molecule: messenger RNA, 1932 nt
Organism: Emericellopsis atlantica
Lineage: Eukaryota; Fungi; Ascomycota; Sordariomycetes; Hypocreales; Bionectriaceae
Product: putative C6 transcription factor
Exons: 2
Coding region: 247-1932 (561 amino acids)
Biological process (GO): response to xenobiotic stimulus; regulation of DNA-templated transcription
Molecular function (GO): zinc ion binding; DNA-binding transcription factor activity, RNA polymerase II-specific
Source: RefSeq, a predicted model, not a curated record
CUGUGGGGACUGUCUCCUUUUUAUAUUCCUCAAGUCCAUUGACGACGCUGCUGCGCUGAAGAUGCAGACGCAGCAUGACCCCACAUACAGCAGCGGCACGAACCGAACGAAGCCGGCGCGUCCGUUGCCGACAUCUCACAUCACAUCACCCACUCAUCACCCACUCAUCACCUCCUAAGGUACUCUUGACCUCACCCAGACCAUCUCACCCAGCUCACCGUCUCAAUCUAUCCAUCGCCCCCUCUCAUGGACAACUCGCCCUCUGCGGGCGACGACCCCCCCGUCAAGCGCCGCCGUCGCGCGCGCAAGGCCUGCAACCCGUGUCGCGACCGCAAGCGCAAAUGCGACGGCCGCGAGCCGUGCGCGACGUGCGUCCAGUGGGAGUACGACUGCUACUACGGCGAGCGCAGCACGGCGGGCUCGCACGCGACACAGCAGCAGCAGCAGCAGCGCAACUUUGACCCCGUCCGCGACAGCGAGGCCACCAACGACAACCACGUCCAGUCCCUCGAGGCCAACUCGGGUGCCGCCUUUGUGCGCCGCCUGGGCCUCAACAUUGACCCCAAGAACGCGCCGCGCCUGCGACUCUUCGCGUGGAACACGGGCGAGCGCCUCGCUGGGUACCCGCCCGGCGUGGUCCGCCCCAUCACGAGCAUACUCUCGCAGGCGGCCAUGGUCGAGCUGUCGCAGGUCUACUUUCAAAAGUUUACAGUGGUCUACGACGUCAUCUACCGCGACGUCUUCCUCGACCGUCUCCAGCAGCGCUGGGCGAGUGGCGCGCCCCAGGACCCCCUCGACCAGGUGCUCUGCGGCGUGGCCAUGCUCGGCCUCUGCUUCUCGCAGACCACGGCCGCCCCUUUUGAGCCGGACCUGGUCGAGACGGGGCGGACCCUCCUCGAGCACUUCUCCCUCUCGUCGCCGCCGUCCAUCGACACCGUCAUCGGCUGGAUCCUCCGCGUGGCCUACCUACGCAUCACGGCCACGCCGCAUGUCGCCUGGCUCGCGAGCUGCUCCCUCAUGCACGUCUGCGAGGCCGCCCAGAUCCACCUCGAGGUACGCUCCCAGACCGUCUUUGACGAGUCAUCGGAGCUCGUCUCGCUCGACAUUCGACGCCGCAUCUGGGCCAUGGCCCAGCACCUCAACAUCUGGCCCUCGUACGACCUCGGCCGAACACGCAUCAAACUGCCGCACGCCACCACCCAGCCCGUCGCCCCCAUCGACGGCGACUUCACCUCCCACAUGCUCGCCCUCGUGCCCCUGACCGAGGUCCUCGAUCCCCACCAGCCGCGCUCCGUCGAGGACCUCGAGUCGGACUUUUCCCAGAUUGGCGACAGGGACUACCCCGAGCCCGCCAUGACCAUGGCCGUCACCAACCUCGCCAUCUGCACGUUCCGCCGCCUGCGCGCCCAAAAGGCCACCAUCCAGCCUGGCCACGUCGACAAGAUGCUGUCCCUGAGCGCGCGCGGUCUGCACGCCGCCCGUCGCAUGGUCGCCACCCACUGCCCCUGGCACCACGCCGCCAACAUGCCCUUUCAGAUACUCUGUUUGUGUCUUGCCGUCGACACGCGCGCCUCCCUGGCCAUGGUGCGCAACGCGCUGUCCGUGCUCGGCGAGGUGCGCGACGCCUGGAACAGCGCCGUCCUCCGCGAGGCCUACGACACGGCCUACCUACUGAUCCUGCUGCACCAGCGCAGAAAGGAGGAGGACUGCGGCCAGCUGCGCGCCGCGCUCGAGAUGCACGCUCCCUCGGACGGGGCGCCGCCGAUUGUACAGCCGAGCAGCAGCCACCAGGACGCCAAUGCCAACAGCGAGGCCAUCUGGCUGGACGACCUGUUUACCAAUGUGCCGGGUCUGCGCGAGUUUGACAUGGAUCAGUUCCUCGAAGAUGAUCCCUUCAACAUGCAGGAUCUGGGGUUUGGGGGGGCUGCCUAG